Leucoraja erinaceus (little skate) is the source of this 3047-nucleotide messenger RNA. Its product is annotated as NXPE family member 3-like. The record is from RefSeq and is a predicted model, not a curated record. Lineage: Eukaryota; Metazoa; Chordata; Chondrichthyes; Rajiformes; Rajidae. The coding region runs from base 53 to 1930 and encodes 625 amino acids. The transcript has 6 exons.
UGGUACAUUUCCGAUCGGUUAGCGUUGCGCAUCGGAAUUGUAAAUACUGCCGAUGCCUUUUCCGCUAGUGACACUCCUCUUUAAGCCCGAGUCCAUUAGUUCAAACUCGCCUGCUGCUGCAAGUACCGCCAUUCACAUCGUAACGUAUUGUAAGAUACAGCAUAUGAAGUUUAAGUUCCUGAAGACAUUGCGUGCUGUGAAUCUAAAUAUGGAAGAGCAAGGUUCAAAGAAGUUCACACUUCCCUUUUCCAUCUUCCAUUUGGGUUUCUUCGUCUUGACGCUAGUAGUUUUAACGGUGAUGGCUUUAAAUGUUCAUCAGUUGAAGUCUGGUGGCUAUGAAGCAGAUGUCAAAUGGAAGAAAUAUCCAGAUCCAAUGUUUAAACACAGAGAAGAACAGUCGAAGGAGGAGAAUCUGACUCUUUGGACUUCCAGGCUUUUGCAAUGCGGCUACCAGAAUCACAGGUUCACCGCCGAGGAAAGGUCAGAGGGGACAGUCCUGAUGAAAUUGAUCGAGUGGCCACAUCCACCCAAACCUGCUGUGCCUUUUCUGAAGAGCAGCAAUCCAUCGCUUACUCGCUUUGUCAUUUUAGAUUCUGGCAAGACUUUCUACGUUGGAGAUCAGUUGCAGGUGAUUCUGCGAAUGCUUGACUUUGCAGGAAAUACAAAGCAAUAUGGGGGUGACUAUCUCCAGGCACGCAUCCACACCCCCGAGUUAAAAGCUGGUGCAGUAGGAACAGUUGUAGAUAGACAAAAUGGGUUUUAUUACAUCAAUUUUACCUUAUUAUGGCCAGGGAAAGUGCAAGUGUCUGUUUCCUUGGUUCAUCCCAGCGAAGGGGUCCAAGCACUUGAGAGAAUACGGGACGAAUUCCCGGAUAGAGUGUUUUUUAGAAGCACUUUCAAAUCAGCAAAAUCCUCGGAGACCACAGUGUGCAAUCUGUGCCUGCCUCAGACUAAACCACUCUGUAACUUUACUGAUCUCAGGACUGGGGAGCCCUGGUUCUGUUAUAAACCAAAGAUGCUUCCCUGCUCUUCCCGUGUCAACCACGCAAUGGGAGGUUACAAGCAGAAGCUCUUAACUGGAGGCGAAGUCAAUUAUUUCAGCAGUGGGAAAAAUGUCAAGAUGCCAAUAUUACCCAAUGGUCAAGGUUAUGUAAUUGUAGAGCCUUCUCCUCAUGCAGACAAAGGUCUCAGCGGCUGUCUCCCUGGCACGCCAUUGCAUUCACCAUCCGGAUUUUAUUAUAAGGAUCAAUGGGUAUCAACAACCUGUAGCAUCCAACAAUUUGACUCUCCAGCAAAAGUUACCAACUGUCUUCGUAGAAAAAAAAUUUAUAUUUUUGGAGAUUCCACCAUACGCCAGUGGUUUGAAUAUUUGAUAUAUUUUGUACCAGGCCUGAGAAAGUUUGAUCUGGGCAAUUCAAUGAAAACUGGACCUCAUCUUGCUCUGGAUGUGGACAACACAAUCAAGAUAGAUUAUUUUGCACAUGGGAAACCUAUCCGCAUCCAGCCCAUAUCAAGUCAGAACCUGCCAUUCAUUGCCAAUAAAUUGGAUGACAUUAAUGGAGGGAAAGACACAGUUAUAGCCAUCACCAUCUGGUGCCAUUUCAACACUUUUCCAGUGGAAUCUUACAUCCGAAGGUUGCAGAACAUCCGGCAGUCAGUUCUACGCUUGCUCGACAGAAGUCCCGAUACAGUGAUUGUGAUAAAGACUGCCAACGUCCAGGCCCUUCCAAACCAAGUCAGCCUCUACAACAGUGACUGGUUCUCCUACCAACUUGAUUUAGUGAUGCGAAGAAUGUUCCAGGGCAUCAAUGUGGCCUUUGUGGAUGCAUGGGAGAUGACUAUAGCCCAUUACCUGCCACAUGCCCUGCACCCCAAACAAAUCAUUAUCAAGAAUGAGGUUGAUGUGUUUCUCUCGUACGUGUGUCCUUAGAAAAAGGAAUAAAUGCUUCAUUACGUCUGUCCCAACAAUCAUGGGGAUCAUGUAAAAAAGAAUGGAAAGAUUUUGCAUAGAAUAAAUUAGUGGCACUGGGCUUUUUUAAAAUUAAACAUAAAAUAUUGUGAUCUCAGUCGGUUCUGAUUUUAAAAUUAGUUGUAUAUAACAACUAAUUAGACCAUUUGGAAAAAUGGGCUGAAAGAUGGCAGAUGGAGUUUAAUGCUGAUAAAUGUGAGGUGCUACACCUUGGCAGGACAAUUCAAAAUAGGACGUACAUGGUAAAUGGUAGGGAAUUGAAGAAUACAGUUGAACAGAGGGAUCUGGGAAUAACCGUGCAUAGUUCCUUGAAGGUGGAAUCUCAUAUAGAUAGGGUGGUAAAGAAAGCUUUUGGUAUGCUAGCCUUUAUAAAUCAGAGCAUUGAGUAUAGAAGCUGGUAUGUAAUGUUAAAAUUGUACAAGGCAUUGGUGAGACGAAAUCUGGAGUAUGGCGUACAAUUUUGGUCGCCCAAUUAUAGGAAGGAUGUCAACAAAAUAGAGAGAGUACAGAGGAGAUUUACUAGAAUGUUGCCUGGGUUUCAACAACUAAGUUACAGAGAUAGGUUGAAUAAGUUAGGUCUUUAUUCUCUGGAGCGCAGAAGGUUAAGGGGGGACUUGAUAGAGGUCUUUAAAAUAAUGAGAGGGAUAGACAGAGUUGAUGUGGACAAGCUUUUCCUUUUGAGAAUAGGGAAGAUUCAAACAAGAGGACAUGACUUCAGAAUUAAGGGACAGAAGUUUAGCGGUAACAUGAGGGGGAACUUCUUUACUCAGAGAGUGGUGGCAGUGUGGAAUGAGCUUCCAGUGGUAGUGGUGGCGGCAGGUUCGUGUAUCAUUUAAAAAUAAAUUGGAUAGGCAUAUGGAUGAGAAGGGAAUGGAGGGUUAUGGUAUGAGUGCAGGCAGGUGGGACUAAGGGAAAAAAAGUUGUUCGGCACGGACUUGUAGGGCCGAGAUGGCCUGUUUCCGUGCUGUAAUUGUUAUAUGGUUAUAUGGUUAUAUGUGGAUCGUGAUGUAAGUAUAAAUCACUUGGGGGAAAAAAUAUGCAUAUUUAAUUUAAUUUAAUUAAAUUAACAUAUAAAUCA